UCAGAUUCCUCAAUGUUUAAAUGCUCUCCUCUUUCUCCCUUCUCUUUCAUUUUGUACAUUUUCUUUUUCAUCUAAUAGCCAUAUAUGUGCAAAACCAAACUGGCGAUCAACGAGCCAGACCGCAACUCAGCCCGCUCCUCCCGAACUCGUCCCAGUCAGCCUUCCCGGACUCUCCCCGCUCAAUCUCCAAGCACCCCUCCCUCACCGAGAUUGCCAACCUUCACCUCCUCAUCCUCCUACUCCUCCUCCUCAGCUCCCUCAACCUCCAGCAUCUCCGGUGCGUUAUACUCAACAAGUUCGUCUUCCACCUUCUCCAGCCGAACCUCUCUCUCCGGUCUCCGCCAAUCCAUCUCUCAAAGCCCUAUCAUAUACGACAUCUCUGAGAUUCGCGCCGCCACCAACAACUUCCUCGCCAAACGCUACUCCACUGCCUCCACCUCCUGCUGGCGCUGUACUCUUAGGGACACUGAGACGAUUGUCUUUCAGCGCAAGUUCCGCUGGAAAAUGGAAAUGUCACAGCUGAGAGAACAUCUAGGACUUAUCAGCCGAAGCCAUCAUACAAGCGUAGUCAAAUUACUGGGCGUUUCGAUAACAGGAGACUAUAUCUACCUCGUUUACGAGUUCAUCGCAGGCGCAAAUCUAGCCGAUUGUUUACGAAACGCGAGGAAUCCGGACUUCACGGUUCUCUCCUCUUGGAUUUCGCGAAUGCAGGUCGCCGCCGACCUGGCUCACGGACUCGAUUAUAUCCACAACCAAAUAGAGUUAAACUUAACCCUAGUCCAUAACCACAUCAAGAGCAGUGGUAUUAUCAUUACAGAGCCGCAUUUCAAUGCGAAAAUUUGUCAUUUUGGUACUGCACAAUUGUGUGGGGAAGCGCAAGAGAAUAAGAACCGAAAAAAGAAGAGCUCAACUUCGACCGAAAUCACUGAAGCCAGCGAAAUAGACAAAGAUAAAAAAGAUAGAUCGAAGGAUUUGAAAAGAUAUAAUAGUGGAGCUAUGCAAUUCGAAGGCGUGAGAGGCUACAUGUCGCCGGAAUUUCAAGCCAGAGGAAUAGCGACACAGGAAUCCGACGUGUACGCUUUCGGUGUAGUGAUAUUAGAGUUGUUAUCCGGUGAGGAACCAUUGAAAUACAAGUACGAUAAGAGCAAAGGCGAUUUCAUACGAACGUCAUUGAUAGAGACAGCAAGAGCGGCGAUUGACGGUGGCGACGAUGGUGAUGGAGGAAGAGAAGGGAGAUUAAGGAGGUGGAUGGAUAGGAGGCUGAAGGAUUCGUUCCCAGUGGACGUGGCGGAGAAACUGACAGUUCUAGCAGUACAGUGCGUACACGUGGAUCCAAAUAAGCGGCCAGACAUGGGACACGUGGCUGGGAAGAUAUCGAAGUGGUAUUUGGCUUCAAAAACGUGGUCUGAUAAUUUGCGGACGAUCUCUGACCAGAUUUCGGUCUCCUUGGCGCCUAGAUGAGUUGGAAACAGAAAAUUUGGCAGUUUUUUUUUUUUUUUUGCUUAUAUAUUAGGUUUUUUUUUUUAAUUUAUUUUUCGAAAAUGAAAUUAUUGGGAUUUUGAAUUGAAGUUGUUUAUUCAAAGAAGGAUGAGGUUUAUCUAAUGAGGAUAGACCCAACCCAAACAAAAAUUUUUAAAAAUGUAAUAUAAUGAGCUGCUUGACGGGACAGAAGUGGAAUAAAUUGACUAAUGUAAUGCAAAUGGUCUUUUUAUGCAUAUUAAAAAAAAAAUAA
Molecule: messenger RNA, 1732 nt
Organism: Hevea brasiliensis (rubber tree)
Lineage: Eukaryota; Viridiplantae; Streptophyta; Magnoliopsida; Malpighiales; Euphorbiaceae
Product: lysM domain receptor-like kinase 3
Exons: 1
Coding region: 85-1461 (458 amino acids)
Biological process (GO): protein phosphorylation
Molecular function (GO): ATP binding; protein kinase activity
Source: RefSeq, a predicted model, not a curated record